AGGAGUAAAUGUCGAACAUUCUCGCAGUUUGUUCAUGAUAUUUAGCGACAUACAUGAACAAACUAAGCUCAGGCUUUCAAAUGGUAUUGCAAAGCAAACAGCCGCGAUGUAAAGUCCCCGUAGUGGAGCACAGUUUGCUGUUGAGUGUGUCCCUGAUCGUGGCCUGUCUAUAACUACCAGCAGUUGGGUUUCCAGACUUCUUCCGCAUUUUCCUACGACUUUCGGGCUGUGACGUGAGUGCUGACGGCGGCCUUGGUGCUGGCGGAGCUGGGGGCUGUAGCGAUUAUCAGUGGAGCUUCGAAAGUCUCGGCCCCUCCCUCACUGCGUCUCAGCGGCCCGCCCAGCUAGCACAAACUCCCGAUUGAAACCUGCCCGAGUCUGGGGAAACCGGACGGCCUGGAAAUCGAAAGAGAGGCCAACCGUACUACAUAAUCUGUGCUGCAGUGACAAAUGAGGUGUAAGGACAAUGGAUGAGGAUGAGACAAGGCUUGCACUCCAUUCCCAAGAUCCUAAAAUCAUUCUGCAUGGAUCAGAUGAGGGUGGUGCUGGAGGGGAGGAGUUUGUGGUGGAGUUGCAGGAGACGGUUCUGGUGUUGGAGGGAGAAGGGGAGGGAAUGGAGGUGCAUGGAUUAGCUCCAGAGGAGCUGGUGAUCCAGGAUGCUGUUGAGGACGUGGUGUCUGAGUAUGUGCACUGCGAUGAGGACGAGGAGGUUGCUGUGGAGACGUGUGUGAUGUCGCUGGAUGGGGAGGACGAAGGCGUUGCCAUGGGGGACAUGCCUGAAGAUGUGAUGGUGGCAGACGGGCAUGCCCAGGAUGAACUGGACCCAGAGCAAGACACAGACGGCUGUGGGGACUACCUGAUGAUCUCCUUGGAUGAGGCAGGCAAGAUGGUGUCAGACGAUGGUACAGAGGUGACUGUGGAGGGAGCCGUGGAGGACCAGGAGUUGGAGAAGGAUGAGGAUGGCCAGGAGGUGAUCAAGGUGUAUAUCUUCAAGGCAGACUCUGGGGAGGAUGACCUGGGAGACACAGAGGACUUGGAAGACUCUACAGGCCGAACGCUCCGAGAGAAGAUGGUGUACAUGUCCCAGGGGGACCAUUGUGCAUCAAAGAUAUCUGAUGAGGUUUACAUGGAGGUGGUGGUGGGGGGUGAGGAGCCAGUGACCCAUGAGCGGUCUUACGACAGCACGGCUCUCAGUAAGGACUUCAUGCCUGUGGCUUGGGCAGCCGCUUAUGGUUCUGAGGACAGUGAAAGCUGUGAGAACAGGAACGGUGCUGCCAGUGCUCUGCUGCACAUUGACGAGUCAGACGGAGUGGACAAGGUCAACAGGCAACGGAACAAGAACAAGAGAACAAGGGCUGAGCCUCGGCAGGUCCAGACAGGUACGCAACUGUCAGAUGGGACUGAAUUACAGUCAGCCAUCAUUAUUGGUCCAUAUGGCCAGCCUCUGACAGUAUACCCCUGCAUGCUCUGUGGCAAGAAGUUCAAGUCGCGAGGCUUCCUGAAGCGCCACACCAAAAACCACCACCAGGAUGUCCUGACCAGGAAAAAGUACCAGUGCACGGACUGUGACUUCACCACCAAUAAGAAGGCCAGCCUUCAUAACCAUAUGGAGGUGCACACACUGAGCAACAAGGCUCUGUUUGAGUGUGAGGUGUGUGGCAAGGAGUUCCACCAGCAGGCAGCGCUGUUCUCCCAUCGACUGCAGCACCACCACCGUGAGCCCAAGAGUCCAGUGCCUUCACAGGCCAACAAGAUGCACAAGUGCAAGUUCUGUGACUACGAGACAGCUGAACAAGGUCUGCUCAACCGCCACUUGCUGGCUGUCCAUAGUAAGAGCUUCCCCCACAUCUGUGUGGAAUGUGGCAAGGGCUUCCGGCACCCCUCCGAACUGAAGAAACACAUGCGCACACACACAGGCGAGAAGCCUUACUCUUGCCUCUACUGCGACUACAAGUCGGCUGAUUCCUCCAACCUGAAGACUCAUGUCAAGACCAAGCACAGCAAAGAGAUGCCCUUCAAGUGUGAGCGCUGCUUCCAGACGUUUGCUGAGGAGGAGGAGUUGCUGCAGCACGGGCUGACUCAUGAGGAGGCCAAAACCCACCAGUGUGCCCACUGUGAACACAAGAGCUCCAACUCCAGUGACCUGAAGCGCCACAUAAUAUCGGUGCAUACUAAGGACUACCCCCACAAAUGUGGCGUCUGCGAUAAAGGCUUCCACCGGCCAUCUGAACUGAAGAAGCACUCUGCGUCGCACCGUGCCAAGAAACUGCACCAGUGCCGGCACUGCAACUUCAAGAUCGCGGACCCCUUUGUGCUCAGUCGCCAUAUCCUGUCAGUCCACACCAAGGAGCAACAGGCCUCUCCUGAAAAGAACGGGGCCAAAAGGACCUUACUGGGGCCUUCCCCUGCCAGUGCACCGGUGGCAAGGAAGCAGGUUUUGGUACCUGGUGCUAGUUCUAGUGCUGCGGGCAUGGCCAAGGGACCCAGGGAGAGGAGGGUUUAUCAGUGUCAGUACUGUGACUACAGCUCUGGGGAUGCCUCAGGCUUCAAGCGCCAUGUGAUCUCCAUCCACACAAAAGACUACCCCCACCGCUGUGAGAUCUGCUCUAAAGGCUUCCGCAGGCCCUCGGAGAAGAGCCAGCAUAUUGCACGCCACCACAAGGACUUAGUGCAGGCAGACUGACCCUGGCACGUCCUACCCCUCAUACCACGACAAAAACACAUGCAACCACUACCACACCGUAAUCAAUUGUAUGAAUGUAUGUAUGUAUACUGAACAAAAAUAUAAAUGCAACAUGCAACAAUUUCAAGGUUUUAUACUGAGU
Coregonus clupeaformis (lake whitefish) is the source of this 2825-nucleotide messenger RNA. RefSeq names its product zinc finger Y-chromosomal protein 1. Gene Ontology annotation, molecular function: metal ion binding; DNA-binding transcription factor activity, RNA polymerase II-specific; RNA polymerase II cis-regulatory region sequence-specific DNA binding. Gene Ontology annotation, cellular component: nucleus. The record is from RefSeq and is a predicted model, not a curated record. NCBI's taxonomy places the organism in Eukaryota, Metazoa, Chordata, Actinopteri, Salmoniformes, Salmonidae. The transcript has 8 exons. The coding region runs from base 467 to 2683 and encodes 738 amino acids. Gene Ontology annotation, biological process: regulation of transcription by RNA polymerase II.